AUGUCUCCUAUCCGAGUCGGUUUGAUCGGACUGCCUAGUGCUUCGGGAGAGAAUUAUGAGGGCACUUCGUGGUCUGUUAACGCCCACUUGCCCUUCCUCACCAAGUCUCCCAAUUUUGAAAUUGUUGCGCUGCUGAAUAGCUCCGUGGAGUCUGCACAAACGGCAAUCCAGAAAUAUGGCCUACCGAACGAAACCAAGGCUUACGGUGACCCGCAAGAUCUCGCCAACGACCCUGAUGUGGACCUCGUGGUCUGCAGUGUCCGCGUUGACCGACACUUUCUGACUGUGCGUCCUAGCCUCAUCGCUGGCAAGGCAGUUUAUGUCGAAUGGCCACUAGACCGUAAUCUCGAGGUGGCCCAAGAGAUGGCUACUCUAGCGACAAAGCAUAAUGCGCGUACCAUCGUAGGCAUACAGGGCGCCUUUUCGCCGAUUAUUCGUAAGAUGCGAUCUGUUAUCGAAAGCGGGGAGAUAGGACGCGUCCUGGCUAGUACGAUCACCGGAUCAUUUGGCAAUAACGUUGAUGCAGAGAGCAAGAACGUACGGUACUUUCUUGACCGGGAUAUUGGAGGAAAUCCGAUUACUAUCCAUGUUGGUCACAGCUUGGAGUACAUUGCUGCCGUCCUCGGGGAAUUCAAAACUCUCAGGAGCUUUUCGUCAAUCAGCCGACCGACGAUAGAUAUCAAGGACUACAGCGUUGGAGACACCGGCAAGGUCGUCGAAGCGGGCGCUCGCAAUACUGUCCCGGAUCAGAUUCUCGCUUAUGGCACCGUUGAGCCUUCCGAUGCAGCAGUUACUGUCAAAUUCCAUGCUGGAAAGGAGUUUCCAGGCCAGCCUCGACUAGACUGGCGUAUUCAAGGAGAAAAGGGUUGGCUGCGGUUGGCCUCCCCGUUGGUGUCUUUGAAUGUCGGCGGCCCGGGAAUUAAAUUGGAGAUCGCGAGAAAUGAGACGAACACGGUAGAGGAGAUACUACCGGAGGCAGAUGAGUGGGAUGAGCUACCCGUACCGGCUCAGAAUAUUGCCCGUCUGUAUGAAGCCUAUCGCAAGAAUGAGUGGCAUCCCACUUUUGACUGGGCGUUAAAGAGGCAUGAGGCGCUCGAUAGGAUUUGGAAGGAGUUUGAUGCAGAGAGCCAUUAG
Aspergillus oryzae RIB40 is the source of this 1134-nucleotide messenger RNA. RefSeq lists its product as uncharacterized. The transcript has 3 exons. Bases 1 to 1134 code for a protein of 377 amino acids. Gene Ontology annotation, molecular function: nucleotide binding. Lineage: Eukaryota; Fungi; Ascomycota; Eurotiomycetes; Eurotiales; Aspergillaceae. The record is from RefSeq and is a predicted model, not a curated record.